AUGAGUGGAGCCGUCAUGUUUAACGCAUGGGUGUCAUUGUGCAUACAGCGUGGCUUAGACAUUGUGGACGUGUCAUGUGCUCAAAAUCACUCAAUUGCGUUGAGUGCUUGUGGUUCAGUUUUUACUUGGGGGCACAAUGUGCCAGCGCUCUCGCACCAACCUAACCGCACCCACCGUGAUUGGCAUACGAGCUCACCAGGAAAUAGUGUAGCGGCACCUCCGUCGCCGAGUGCACCGCAGGCAGCGGUUUUAAGCAGAUAUGGUCCUGUGAAGAUUGUUUGCGCUUUUGAGGAUUAUUGUGCUGUCGCCACCCAUCAAGGCGAUCUUGUGACGUGGGGCUGCGGCCAACAGGGUGUGCUGGGUCACGGGCGUGGUAACACGUGGCAACCAAGUCCCAAACGCGUUGUUGGUGUGAAGAAAGCUAUAUCGGUGGCAUCUGGUCAUCAUCACACGGCAGUGUUGUUGGCACCCUUGUGCCCAGACUUCGGCGCCACGGCAGAAGUUGCUGUGCGAGAUGUAGUGCCCUCAUUGCUAGAGCUUGUGGAGCAAAAGAUUACUGCUUAUAUAACUGUCAAUAACUGUGCUUUGGUGUGGCGAUAUGCUAAGUUCUACGCUGCGCUUCGAUUGCAAAGUUACUGCCUGGAAUAUAUGCAAAAUAAUUGGGACGCUAUACUAGAUGCAGUAGGGUGGGAACGAAUGGAGACGCUCUUUGAUCUCAUGCUUCCACCAAUGGAGGAAUAG
Peronospora belbahrii is the source of this 741-nucleotide messenger RNA. The record is from the annotation of a GenBank genome assembly. Lineage: Eukaryota; Oomycota; Peronosporomycetes; Peronosporales; Peronosporaceae.